Messenger RNA from Vitis riparia (riverbank grape), 1269 nucleotides. RefSeq names its product cytidine deaminase 1-like. Gene Ontology annotation, molecular function: zinc ion binding; cytidine deaminase activity. The record is from RefSeq and is a predicted model, not a curated record. The transcript has a single exon. Gene Ontology annotation, cellular component: cytosol. Lineage: Eukaryota; Viridiplantae; Streptophyta; Magnoliopsida; Vitales; Vitaceae. Bases 185 to 1090 code for a protein of 301 amino acids.
CGGGAGGGAGGUAGCAAUAAACCACCUUCAAAGUUAUAUAUAUCUUCUUCUUCUGCAUCGCCCUGUCUUCCUCGUUUCAGGGAACAUAGUCUCUCUCUCUCUCUCUCUUUCUCUCUUGAAGGUUGUGAGAUUCUUUAUCUAAUUGUCUCUCGAUCUUUCAUCGAGAUCAAGAAAUAUUCUACAAAUGGAACGGUCCAGAUUCGUGAUCGAAGCAUCGGAGGCGGAAUCGAAGGCGGAGAAGGCAGGGCUGACGGUGAUGCAACUCUUGCCGUCUCUGGUGAAUUCAGCCCAGAAGCUGGCUCGUCCAUCCAUAUCCAAGUACCACGUCGGCGCCGUCGGGCUGGGAUCCAGCGGCCGGAUCUUCCUCGGCGUCAACCUCGAAUUCCCUGGCCUCCCCCUCAACCACUCCGUCCACGCCGAGCAGUUCCUCAUCACCAACCUCUCCCUCAAGGCCGAGACCCAUCUCCGCUACCUGGCCGUCUCCGCCGCCCCCUGCGGCCAUUGCCGCCAAUUCUUCCAGGAAAUUCGCGACGCCCCAGAUAUCAAAGUCCUCAUCACCUCCUCCUCAGAUCAAGAUUUUCGUCCUUUAUCGGAGUUUCUCCCUAAUAGGUUCGGUCCCGAUGACCUCCUGGACAAGGAUACGCCGUUGCUGUUAGAGCCACAGAACAACGGAUUAUCACUUGUAAAUGCAAUCGGUUCUCAGUUGGUCAACACAGGUUGCAAUGGGGUUUGCGCCUGUGAUCAAGACUCAUUGAAAUAUGAGGCGCUUGAGGCGGCAAACAAGUCUCAUGCUCCAUACAGUGGGUGCCCAUCUGGGGUGGCACUCAUAGACUCUGAGGGCAGGGUCUACAGAGGCUCUUACAUGGAGUCUGCCGCUUAUAACCCGAGUCUGGGGCCGGUUCAGGCGGCCUUGGUCGCGUAUAUUGCAGGUGGGGGAGAUGGGUAUGAGGAGAUUGUGGGUGCAGUGUUGGUGGAGAAGGAAGAAGCACAGGUUAAACAAGAGCAGACUGCUCGGUUACUAUUGAAUUUGAUUUCACCCAAAUGUGAGUUUCGUGUCUUCUACUGCAGUUCAGCUUCUAAGAAGCCUUAGAUCGUGAUGUGAGUAAUGUAUUUACAGUCAUUUGCAAAAAGAAUUGAAUCAGAUGAAUGAAUGGAGGAUGAUAUGUUUAUCCCUCCAAUUUGAAUAAUUUUCUUCACACAGUUGAUUGCGUGUAUUCACUAUUGCAUGUUAGGUGAUGAAAAGUGAUGGCGCCUGCUCACCUUUCUUAA